AGCGCCGGCGGGUGGGGAGGGCGCGGCGCGGAGCCGGCGACCGGCGGGCUGAGGCGGCGCGGCCACCGGGAGUCCGCGGCGGCCGGAGGCGGCGUCGGGCAGGCCCGAGCGGUGGGGCGCGGCGCCCGGGCCCGUGGGGAUGCGGGACCGGCUGCCGGACCUGAGGGCGUGUAGAAAAAAUGACGAUGGGGACACAAGUGUUGUUGUUGAGAAGGACCAUUUCAUGGAUGAUUUCUUCCAUCAGGUUGAGGAGAUCAGAAGCAGCACAGUUAAAACAGCUCAGUAUGUUGAAGAAGUAAAGAAAAACCACAGCAUCAUUCUUUCUGCACCAAACCCAGAGGGAAAAAUAAAAGAAGAGCUUGAAGAUCUGAACAAAGAGAUCAAGAAAACUGCUAACAAAAUCCGAGCCAAGUUGAAGUCUAUUGAGCAAAGUUUUGACCAGGAUGAGAGUGGGAACCGGACUUCAGUGGAUCUUCGCAUCCGGAGAACCCAGCAUUCUGUACUAUCUCGGAAAUUUGUGGAAGUUAUGACAGAAUAUAACGAGGCACAGACUCUGUUCCGGGAGCGGAGCAAAGGACGGAUACAGCGUCAACUAGAAAUAACUGGAAGAACCACGACGGAUGAUGAGCUGGAGGAAAUGCUGGAGACCGGGGGCCCUUCUGUCUUCACGGCAGACAUUAUAUCAGAUUCACAAAUUACUAGACAAGCGCUCAAUGAAAUUGAGUCUCGUCACAAGGACAUCAUGAAGCUGGAGACCAGCAUCCGGGAGCUGCAUGAAAUGUUCACGGACAUGGCCAUGUUCGUGGAGACCCAGGGCGAAAUGAUCAACAACAUAGAAAAAAACGUGAUGAAUGCCGCAGACUACGUAGAGCACGCUAAGGAAGAAACGAAGAAAGCUAUUAAAUAUCACAGCAAAGCUAGAAGGAAAAUGAUGUUCAUUGUUAUUUGUGUGAUUGUUGUGCUUGUGAUCCUUGGAAUUGUCCUCGCAACAACGCUGUCAUAGCGACGAUAUCCUGAGGGCCACUCUCCUCGCAGCCAGACCACAGCUGCAGCAGGUCCGUGCCUCCAGUUCCACGCCUGAGCCCCAGGCGCCGUGACGUAUGGCGCUGGGUGCUGAUCUUGUCUUAGUGAAGGCGAGGGGAAAACUUGACAGGACGCAUCGUGCAGGGAAGGUCUGUGAGCCGGAUGGGCGUGCCCGUUACCCCCAACGUCCCUGGACUCCGAACAGCACAUCACCAAAAUGUAACGAGGUGAAACUUAUUUCCAUGGCCUUAAAAUAAGGAAUUAUUGAAAAUUUCAAUUUUUUUUUUUUAUAUUUCAGUGUUAAAAACACAUGUGAAGUUUAAUUAGGAAUACUUUAUGUUAGGAAGGUACUAGAUUUCAGGUCUGAGCUUUCCUUCCCCACCCCCUCAGCUAACAUGCUAAUUAAGAGACGGUUUUGUACUGUGUUUAAAUCGUGUUCGUUUGGUAUUUGCAACGAAAAUGUUUAUCAUCAGAGCUAUUUUGUAAGAUAUCUAUAAUUUUAAAUGUUUAUAAAUUAUUUAAUAUAUUAACAUCUUAAUUUACUCCAUUUUUAUAUAUUGAAUAUUGCCUUUUGAAAGAGUGCUUGUAAUAUUGGAGCUUUGCAUAGUUGUUUACCAUUUGCCUCUGGCAGAGCACACGUCGGCUGCAAAGCCCCCGGAAAGCCUUUCAAGUGCCUUGUUGAUACUGAUUUGUGAGGUUCCAGUGCACCUGACCCCUCCAGGACAGUCCCCGUUCCUCUGCUCAUCUCCACGGCCCGAACUCAGACAUCAGUUCCUGCGCUGUGAAAGGCCACGGCCUCUUGCUUGUUCAUUAGAAAUAAGGUCUGUGUGUCCCUGUUUACAUUAAUGAGGCCUGAGCUUAGGAUGGUGAGAAGACCAAGAUUUAGUACUUUCUAAACUCAUGGAAAUUAUUUCCAGACGUUAAUUCUUCUAAAUGUAAACUGUUGUACAGAGUCCUGAAAUGCUCUUGUUAAGUACUUACUAUUCUGCUGAACUUCAAAAGUGAAUUCCCAAAGUUUAUAGGAAUCUAUAGGUAAACAUUUUAUUGCUCAUUCAUGUUUUUUAGUAUAAUAUGGUUUAUUUUUUGACUUGUAAAAUGUAUGGGAUCUCACUAGUGUGUGGACGUCUUGAAGAAAGCAGCUAGUCAAAUUGUAAAUGAAUGUGAAGGAUGUUCAAAAUGUCACAAACUGGUUUCCACUGUCCAUGAUUGUGUAAGCACACGCCUGUGUUCUGACGUUGGUUUGGAAACGGAUGGGGACGUUUGAUUCCGCACAGUAGGUGUGAAUGAUAUUGAGCAGUUUGGAAACUGUGUUCUGUAUGUAAUCCAAUUAUGAAUUCCACUCGUUCCUAAUUUAUGCAUCCAGCGGCCUAGCUUAGACUCAGAUGUGAACGGAUGCAUUUCGUUUGCUGGCUGGUCACCUCUGCGUCCUCAGAAUUACGAGAGGAGCCUUCUGGCUGUCACGUGUUCUUAAAAAUCUUGAAAUGGCCUGUCAUUGGGGUGUGCUCACUGACGUGUGCCUACGUCGGAGACAUGCCGGGAGGGAUGUUUAAAUACUUAGUGAUCAUGCUUGUAUUUGUGUAGCUUCUGUGCACCUGUCUGUGUCAUUAUGUCUGUGUGUCCGUCCGGCCCCCGUUCUCCUCCAGCUCCGUCUCCCAUCACGGUCCCGGCUGUGUGCUCGUCCAGGUCACUCUCCCUUCGUCUGAAGGCCUCACUGAAUGUGUGCUUUUGUCACUGAAGUUACGGAAAUGCCUUUUGAUUUCUGUUUAGGUAAAUAUUUAGGUCAGUCAUCACAUAGCACGUCUGUAUGUGUAAGCCUUAAGCACCUGUUUGAGAUCAGAUUUUUUAAAAAUAUAUUUACAGGUUCACUUGUUACUUUUUGUCAUUUCUUCAAAUAUUUUAUGUUUACAUUAAAAAAAAAAACUGCCAGAGAACUGAAAACCAAUUUACUUUCUGUCUUGUCAUUUCUGGAAAGAUUUUUGGGGACAUACUUUACUGCAUAUCCAUUAAUAAAUUGUUCUAGGAAAAUUA
This is a messenger RNA of Zalophus californianus (California sea lion), 3051 nucleotides long. RefSeq names its product syntaxin 2 (gene STX2). Gene Ontology annotation, molecular function: SNARE binding; SNAP receptor activity. The transcript has 10 exons. Bases 140 to 1003 code for a protein of 287 amino acids. Gene Ontology annotation, cellular component: endomembrane system; plasma membrane; SNARE complex. The record is from RefSeq and is a predicted model, not a curated record. Lineage: Eukaryota; Metazoa; Chordata; Mammalia; Carnivora; Otariidae. Gene Ontology annotation, biological process: exocytosis; intracellular protein transport; synaptic vesicle fusion to presynaptic active zone membrane.